This is a messenger RNA of Rhizoctonia solani, 2256 nucleotides long. Its product is annotated as ML domain-containing protein. NCBI's taxonomy places the organism in Eukaryota, Fungi, Basidiomycota, Agaricomycetes, Cantharellales, Ceratobasidiaceae. The record is from RefSeq and is a predicted model, not a curated record. Gene Ontology annotation, molecular function: sterol binding. The transcript is spliced from 9 exons. Gene Ontology annotation, biological process: intracellular sterol transport. The coding region runs from base 1 to 2256 and encodes 751 amino acids.
AUGACACAGUCUGAACUGUACAAAAUUACUCUCCGUGAUACGACAUUUACUCUCGACCAUUCGCAGAUUCAAUAUGACUCCCCAAAUUACUUUACUUCUUGCUUCCUUGGCUCCUUUUCAGAGUCGCAUGCACGAGAAAUUAGAUUAUCCCGAGACCCGGCUUUAUUCUCGAUAAUUGUUAAUUAUCUAAGUGGAUAUGCUAUCCUACCGAUUCAGCCGCCCCCAGGAAUGUCGGAGGAGGUUGCUUGGGAGAACUUGCUACGGGACGCACUGUUUUAUGGACUAGAUGAAUUGGCUAGUAUGCUGGAAGGACACAAGCUGGGACCCAAAUCACUUCGGAUAAUGAAGGAGGGUGUCACUAAAAGUUACCUUAUGGUAGUUUGGCCGCAAGGAAUGGGCAGCCGGAAAGGACAGUCUAUGGUCCGAUUGUCGGAUAUUCAGGCUCAAGCCCAGUGCACUACCCAUUCCCUAUCGCCCGGUGCCGUUCCGCUCCUACAGACCUCGGGUACCCCGCUAGUCAGCCAACUUCUCAAGGAACAGAAGAUCGUAGCUCGCUCAUGGACAUGGGUUGCCUUUUGGACGACCAUGAAACCUAAUAACAACAACCUCGUUGGAUCAAGAGUUGACAAUGACUGUGCAGUACUAGAGAUUAGCGAAGUUUCUACCUUGCAGAUCAAGUUGCCCAAAGUAGAUUAUCCCACGAGUCAUAUGACACAGGCUCCACAUAUCACGUGCAGUCGGCCAAACAUUAUGCCCAAAUCAGGACUCUUCUGUUGUGACACACCCCACGUCUUCCCCACCACCAUGCAUCUCCGUUUCUCUAUCGCAUUGCUCGCAGUAGCUCUGGGAUCUCAGGCUGCAUUUAUUCCUCCUGUCGCAGAGCUUAUUGAACUAGCGCGCCUUGGUGGAGAACCCCACAUUACAAACAGUUGGUCAUAUACGGAUUGCGGGCUCCCGACCGAUGCUGUGCAAGUCAAAUCAAUCAAACUUUCUCCUGACCCCCCUCAGAUUGGGAAGGAUUUGACGAUUACUGCUCGUGGUGUUGUGACACGGAAAAUUGAGGAUGGCGCUUAUGCAGAUGUGACGGUCAAACUCGGACUGGUCAAGCUUCUACACAAAGAAUUCGACGUCUGCGAAGAAGCGCGCAAGAACAACGUUACCAUACAAUGCCCCGUCGAGCCCGGUGAAUACGAGAUUGUUCAGACUGUACAGUUGCCGAAAGAAACACCCCGAGCCAAGUUUAUUAUCGAUGUCAAGGGAUUUACUUCGGACGAGGCUCUCGAUGUAGACUUGGCGUGCCUGAGGCUUCAGACUCUGAAGGCGGAAGAAAAGCAAGGAAACAAUCAAUGCCUUGAAAGUCACUGGAAGACUCAUCGCCUAUACUGCCUGGAUCCUAUCGAACUUACUACCGCUGAUCGUCUGGCACUAGCAGCGUUUACGGGUUCCCCGCCACGGGACCCUGAUGUGCUCAAGGACUUUGGCUUUCUCCGCGCACAUGUCCCUUCAAGCCGCGCCUAUUUAUUCGAUAUUUUCCGAUACAUAUUCAACCAGGGAGGGAUCGACCCCCGUGUUGUCCAUCAAUUCAGGCUCGACGGAACACUUGUGCAUUGCAUUCAAACAUUCUACGAAGCUAUCCCUGAAGCCAGCCGAGGAGAAUGCUAUUCUUGGUUUCUCAGGAAUCAGCACCUGCUCAUGCCCCCUCCGUUCAACGACAUAUCGCACGAAGUUCUCGACGACGACGCUCUUCAGCACACUUGGUGGUUUAUUGGAGGAUCCGCCUCGGAUACACCGACUGAGAUUAAGCUUCGCAUGCAAGCAUGGCCCGAAGAAAAGCAUCGAUGCUUCGAAUUCAUUCAACUACUCCUCCGGGCGGGGUUCCGGUUAUCGCCAGAUCGACCCGAGUGGCUCCAAUUUGGAUUCUGUGGAUGCAAAUCUAAUGCCGAAGAAACAAAGCUCUGGGCAGCCUACCUCAAACUUGUUAGAACUGUCACGUUCGAUCAGUUUUAUCAUGCAUACACUAAAUCCUCACUUCCGGCACUAUUUUCGGCUCAUGGCCUGCCCGUUACCAACAACUUCGUUCUAGACAUACUGGGCGACACGCCUCGCCGGACGAAAUCUGUCUGGAAUCUCAAGCAAUUUACGCUAGGAUACUACCAGCAACUUACUACGCCAGUUUUAGUUGAUUAUGGGUUUGGAAAUUGCAAAGAUGAGGAGACUAUCUAUUCUCUCCAGCAGGUUUACAGAAAAUAUUCAUAG